UGUUGCUUAAUAAAUAAAAAAAUAAUUAGUGUCCGUCACAUUGUCUUCUUUGUCCUGUAUGUGGAAACUGUUAACGUGACCAUUUUUGAAAUAUAGUUACAUUUAAAAACAACAUCUUUUUCGCUAAUUGACGACGUUGAAUAAAUGUCCCCUUUUAGACCCUAUGAUUCACCAUGAUUUGCAAUAUUGGCUUUCAACUGAGAAAUGUGGUCUCUAAGUAGGCCUCUGAAACACUUUCAUACACUGCAAAUAUAUUUGAAAAAAAGUCUAUUUCAAAUGCUGGUGAAAUUUGGUCUAAACGAGAACGUUCAAUCCAUGUCGUCAAAACCUUCACUUUUGAGCCGAUUUUGAACUCUCACAGAGCUUUACAUCAACGUGAGUGACGGGUUGAGAUCAAAUUGCGUGUUUCUCAUGCUAUUCAUUGAUCUCAACCUCCCUUAACUUUAAUCUAUUUUAUUAGUUAUGAUUCAUUUAACACUUGAACAGCCCACUCUUUGCACUGUUCCUCCGUGUAGCAUCUUUAUUUCGUGUGUGCUGGAGGGAUCACGUACAAUGAGAUUCAUCUUCUCUCCCAUAUAUCACAAGAGCUCCUUUGUAGCCCGGGGUCAGAUGUAGAUCCUCCGCACGCCGAAUCGUCUCCGCUCUGCUCUCCUGCCUGUGGCGCGCUGCACGUACGUACGCGUGUGCAUGUGCGGUGGGUUUAGAGACAGAACGAGCAAGACGGACUUACUGGAGAUUCAAAACUCUGUUUCCCGGGAUUGAUCGUUGCCAAUAAACCACCUCACACAGAGGGUCUGGGAACACACAGGGGUGCCGUGAUAGAAAAAUCUUUAGCGCUGUCAUAUCUCUCAAUCCCAAAUCCCUCAGUCCCAUCUGCAUCACUAACUUCUAACCUCAUUUGUUGCCUUUAUUCUCCGCCGAGGCGAUUGCCCUGGCUGCACCGUGCCCUCCUGUUAUUACCUGCAACACCUUUGCUGCUAGCUGAGCUAACCAAGCAGCAUCAACUGCUUCCUAAUUUACAACUCCGCCCUGCCCAUGAAGCGUGUGUGAGUGUUGGUUUGGUCGCUCCAGUCCCCUAAAGGCUUGUACGGUUAUUUUUUGGAGCAUGCAAAAGCUGAGACCGUCUGAAGCUCGUAGGCCCUUUCCAAUUGUUGACAGAGUGUCUACUAUUCCCGCUGUGAGUCUCGGCAUGGGAGGAGUUUUAAGCCAGGGAGAGAAAAAAGGACUUGCAAAUCAAAUUGCUUUAAUCUAUUGAAGCAUCUGUCCUCGUUCUCCAGAGGGCGCCGGGGUGUGCGGCAGAGAAUUCACUGAGCCCCGAUCCCGACUGGAAAAGAAAAACAAAACCUGUCGCUGAGGAAUUGUAUGAUGUGCCUUGGUCAGCCAGCUGUGCAGUACAUGUUGGCUACGGAUGGCAGAACUGUCAAAUUGAAAGGUUUUUUUUUUUUUUCUUCUCUCCCUUCUUUUCUCAAGUGUCAGAGAUAGUAUGAAGCUUGAUCAAAGUUUUUGCAUUAUCUGCAGUCAUUAAUGCUCUCGCAUUCGGAUUUUUCACCCAUCGUCGUGCAGCUUUAAAAUUGUUCUGGAAGAAGAGACAAAACAUUUCAGCAUCCCGAAACUGUCACUCCGUCGGCAAGUUUUGCCCCUGAUGGGUUCACUCUGUGAUUGCAGUUUUUUGUCAUAUUCAAACAGAAUGGCUCAUGAUGUCGACUCGAUUUCUUUUCCCCUCACCCACGGAGUAAAUGUCUUUGGUUUUGCGCUGUUUGUGAUUAAUGGGACAUCAAAAGCCGAUGUGAGCUCUGUGUGAUACAUUCCUGAGGAUAUGAGUCUGCUAGGGACACAUAAACAUCAUUAAUGAACAAGAGGCAGACUGGAGAGAGAUAGAGUGACAGGAAAAGUGCGAAAAGAAGCAAACAGGAAGGCGAUAGUUAUUUUUGUCAGUAAUAUGACAUAUACCUGUGGUUUUGAUGAUGAUUGCCUUAGUGAGUGAUGGAGACACACUUUGCACCCAGGGAUCUGCUGUGAUUACCUAACAUCAGUUUGGUGCAAAGGGACAAAUGGAUGGCAGCACUUUUCUUUUUUCUAAAUCCAUUUGGAACAUCACAUCCCCCCCCCAUGGCUCUUUCAUGCCCAGUGGCAAAAAAAAUCGGAAGUGUACAAAGGAAACUUCUCCACUCAUCUAUAUGAAGACAGCUAUAUUUAUCGUGGUAUGUAGCUCUCUGCUAGGCUUACAGGCUUAAUUACCCAGAAGAGAGGAAAGCAAAAAUGAAAUGCAAUAUGCAAGUGUGCACAGGCUAUCUGGAACAGUGGAGCUGUAUACGGGGAAAUCACUGCUCACAUUUUUGCAGUAAAGGCCUGACCUUUGUGUUUUUAUGCAGAACAAAUCGGCUGAUUGUAUGGGAAACAAAUGCUGAACCAGUUUAUAAAUUCCCCAAAUGUGAGCAAAGAAACAGAGAGACAUGUGCACUCAAUGAAUCAUUUUUUACAUUAUGGUAAAUUAUUUUAUCUACCUAAUAAAAUCCAACUAAAACUUGGCUUAGCUUAGCAUAAAAACUGUAAACCUGGGACAACAGCUAUCAUGGCUUCCUGACAAUUUUGCUACCAAGACCUGUAAGGCUCACCAAUCAACAUGAUAUGAUUUUUUUUUUUAACUGAGCUGUGAAGGUUUGACUUUGUCACUUAUGGAAAGAGUGAAUUUCCUUCUGUAUGCUUAGCCAAGUUACAGAAAGGAGAGUGUUUUCCUUUUUCAACAACUUCACUAGAAAACUCUGUCAAACAAAUUGUUGGACAGUUGUUCAUAUUCUUAACUGGCAAGGGAAACCUCAAAGGGAAAAGUUAAUGUGACAUACUUUCUCCUGUUUUGGUGCCCUUGAGCAAGAAUUGCUCCAGAAAAGAGGACGGCUGCAAACGUAAAGAAGAAGGCGCCGCACAUGUAUGAAGCUGAGAAAAAAGCGUCAAAAUGAAAUCUCAUUAUGUGUGUCUCUGUGCCUCCCUGUCGGCGCCAGCGCGAAGGAUGUAGAGCCGGAGGGGGGGGCGGGAUGGAGUGUUCCUGGAAGACGGUGCUGCUGCUGGUGUGUGCGUCUCUUGGGGUCCAGUACACGGCCAUCCGCACCCUGAGGGACUCUCUGUCUGGGCCCUGUCAGGGAACCUACCGCUGCCGGACCAGACACCACAGAGACUCCAGGUGGAGAGCCUUGUGCGACGACAGCUGGAUGCCCGGCGAUUCGCCUCGGAGGCACAUCCUGCUGUUUGCCACCACGCGCAGCGGCUCCUCCUUCACCGGGCAGCUCCUCAACCAGCACCCGGGGAUCUUCUACGUGUUUGAACCCCUCUACCACGUCCAGCAGGCAUUCACCAACUCCAGCAGCAGGUUGCGUCGCACGCUGGACCGUCGGGCCCUUCUGGGGGCCUACAGGGACCUCCUCCUCAAUCUGUACACCUGUGACCUUCACUUCAUGGAGAACUACAUCCGCCCCGAGCCCCAGGACCACGUCACCAACUCCUUUUUCCGCCGAAGCUCCAGCCGCGCACUCUGUUCCCCUCCCGUGUGCUUGAGCGGCGGGGGGGACGCAGCGGGCUCGGCCACGCCCGAUGAAACCUGGUGCCCCAAGAAGUGUGGGGCCCUGAACCUCUCCCUGGCCUCCGUGUCGUGUCUGUCAAGGGAACACGUAGCCAUCAAGACCGUGCGGGUGCCUGAGGUGGGGGACCUGCGCACCUUGACAGAGGAUCCGCGCCUGGACCUGAGGAUUGUCCACCUGGUGAGGGACCCUCGAGCCGUCCUCGCCUCGCGCAUGAUGGCCUUCUCCGAUCAAUUCCGCGCUUGGAAAGUGUGGAACGCCACGGGACGGCAGCCUCGAUACGUGGACCUGACGCAGAUCACCAGUACCUGCAAAGACAUGGCGGCCUCUGCAGAGACGGGGCUGCAGAGGCCUGCGUGGCUGCGGGGGCGCUACCUCCUAGUGCGAUACGAGGACCUGGCGUUCAAUCCGAAGGACAAGGCCGGCGAGAUCUACAAGUUCGUGGGGCUCCGGAUGGAGGACAGGGUGCGAACGUGGAUCGCACACAACACCAGGAGCAACGCGUCGUCCCCGUCGGAGUGGAACUACAGGUACUCCACCGCCAGAGACUCCAGAGCGACGGCGGAGAGCUGGAGGCUCCGGCUGGGCUUCGACAUCGUGAGGACUGUGCAGAAUCUGUGCAACGGCACUCUGGCACUGCUGGGGUACAAGCAGGUCCACUCUGCGGCGGAACUCAGGAACCUGACUCACAGUUUAGUGGAACCCAGGACCUUUCAACCCACACGGUAGAUCACAUUUGGUCUAUUACAGCUGGCUAUGUCACGAUGCUGAUGCAAAUGAAUGUCAUUUAUCUAAUCAUUCUGGAAGUAAGUUAAAGUCACUUUUUAUGGUUUUGUUUUCAAAAGUGCCAAAUGUCAAGUUAUUGAUGUAGAAUAAAACCUCUACUGCUGUAUGUGUUGAUUGAAAACACUUUUCGACUGGCUCAGCAAAACACUGAAUCAUGACGUGAUGGAGAGAUUACGCUGUUUUUUUAUGUUAUAUACAUAUCUAUAUAGAUAUAUAUCUCCUCAGCAGCACACAGAUACAGUUUCAUCUUAGAAUGUUGAGAAUACGAGAUCACUUGUUCACUUUUGGUGCAAAUGUUAUGACAGGAUGUGUUUGAACAUUUCUUUGUCAGUGUAAAUCUACAGUUUGUAUUUUCUAGACUUUUUAAAAUAAAUCAUUCAUGUGUAGGGAAACAGAAUGGUGCUUUUUAUUUGUGUGAAUCCCUCUGUAUUUGGCUUGUCUUUCAUUCAAAUUUCAAUGCGGUUCUGUGCAAACAAAUGUGUUUCUGACUCUAAAGAAAACAUGCCGCUCCCACGUUAAUUAAUUUUGACCCUGAAAAGAAUAAUACCUGAAUCAUUCAGCCGGGCCAGCUGUUUGCAGUGGAGUACAUUUAGAGAUUAGACAGUUG
Molecule: messenger RNA, 4965 nt
Organism: Pungitius pungitius (ninespine stickleback)
Lineage: Eukaryota; Metazoa; Chordata; Actinopteri; Perciformes; Gasterosteidae
Product: Carbohydrate sulfotransferase 1-like
Exons: 2
Coding region: 2967-4301 (444 amino acids)
Biological process (GO): N-acetylglucosamine metabolic process; sulfur compound metabolic process
Cellular component (GO): membrane; trans-Golgi network
Molecular function (GO): N-acetylglucosamine 6-O-sulfotransferase activity
Source: RefSeq, a predicted model, not a curated record